Messenger RNA from Kwoniella mangroviensis CBS 8507, 1308 nucleotides. RefSeq lists its product as uncharacterized. Gene Ontology annotation, molecular function: UDP-glucosyltransferase activity. NCBI's taxonomy places the organism in Eukaryota, Fungi, Basidiomycota, Tremellomycetes, Tremellales, Cryptococcaceae. The record is from RefSeq and is a predicted model, not a curated record. The transcript is spliced from 10 exons. Bases 1 to 1308 code for a protein of 435 amino acids.
AUGAUCCCCCAACUUCUCUUGCGAAACCCUCAAGCGCUCGUGACGAUCAUUGUACCUAUUGCACAUUCCAUUCCCGCCCAGCACGAGCUGGGCAAGAAUGGGAUGGAAGGUGAUAAGAGAAUCAUAAUCAUCCAUUAUGGUGAAGAAGACGAGGUACGAAAGCAAUUCGCCGUAACGGGUAUGGAGGAAUUGUCAAAAUUUAUGGAGAUGUUACAAGAUGCGGUGAUCAAUCUUUAUCCCAAGAAACUCAAGUGUCAACCCAUCUACGACCCGCUGCUCAAGAGGGACAUCACCUUACACCCCAUCCCUCCCACUUUGGCUUUCCUCGAUAUCAGCGUAGCAUGCACAAGAGGUGUAGUGGUAUGUCACGAAUACAAUCAGGAGCUGGGAUACAAGACCAAACUCGUCAUUCUGUUUCCAUUGGGAUCGGAACAUGUCAGCUGGUUUGUUCAUUUGGUAUGCCUCGAGGGGCUGUUGACUUACAAAGAGCGUAUGAACAAGAUCCUGAAUGCAGCCCCAGAAGAUAGGGAUAGGAUAUAUGAUGAGAGGUUAGGCGAGAACAAAGAUUAUAUCGAACUUCCUGGAUAUCCACCUUUCUACGUAUGGGAAGGUCAACUUACUCAACCCGACGACUUCAUCCAAAUCCUUCAUCCGGUUUACGGAUCUCUCUUAUAUAUCGAAGCUAUGGUUCAUGCCCGGCCUAGAUAUCUAGGUAAAGUAUACCAAGAAGAGAUGAGGAAGGAGGGCCAUAAGGUACUGUUCAUUGGACCGCUCCUUCCUAAACAACUAGAUGACGGAUCCCAAUUUCCCGACGACGGAGGUGUAAAGAGAUUCCUGGAUAGAGUUCUGACAGAGAAAGGAAAAAAUAGCGUGGUGUAUAUCAGUUUUAAUACACUCAUGUUCCCUCCUAAGCCACAUCAACUUUCCAUCCUCCUCGACGUACUCAUCGGUCUUGAUAUCCGAUUCAUCCUGGCCCAAGGUGUUGCUUCAGUUGAAUUACAACUCCUAGCGAAGCAGAAGAUCUUGACCAAAGACUAUGAUGAUAAAGCAAUGUUAAUUCCUUGGGCAAACCAAUUUGCUGUCCUAUCCCACGAAGCUACAGGUUGGUUUCUUAAUCAUGGUGGGAGUAAUAGUACGAUGAAAGGUUUGAAAACUGAAGCACCAAUAGUAUUCUGGCCAGAUGAUGUCCACCAAUUGGACAGUGAAGAGUUCGGUCUGAACAUUAGGAAGGAUAUCCAAAGAGUAGGGAACGAAGUGGACGAUGAUGAGAUUACAAGAGAAGGCUGGAAAGAGUUGAUCAAGAUGUGA